UGCUGCCUCCUCUCCUCCUCCCUGCUUCUGGCUCUCACAGCCGGGAAGGCUGGCUCGGGGCGUGCGCUCUUGUGAGCAGCUCCCAAAAAAUACUCAGAGGGGCGGGGGGCAGAGGGGGUGAGACAAAUAGACAGGAAGACAGAUCCAGAUCGAUGAGACCGAGAAGAUGCCCAAAUCCUCACCGUGCGUGUUCCCGUGGUCCUCCCUGUUGCUGGCAUCUCUGGCUACUUUGGUGGUGCAGUCAGUGCUCUCUUCCUCCUACUCUUCUUCCUCCUCCUCCGCGUAUCAGAGACCUGCAGCAGCCGGUGGGAAGCGACCGGGCUUCAUGGAGAGGACGCUGGUUCUCCUGGAUGUCAACACCCGCAGUCCGAUCAGAGUCCUCAACGACAACUUCCUCUCUUUGCAGCUGGACCCCUCGAUCAUCAAAGACGGUUGGCUGGACUUUCUGAGCUCCAAGCGGCUCGUGACCCUGGCGCGCGGCCUGUCGCCAGCAUUUCUGCGUUUUGGCGGAAAGCGGACCGACUUCCUGCAGUUCAACAACCAGAAGAACCUCGCCAAGUUCAGAGGGCCGGGACCUGACUACUACCUGAAAAACUACGAAGACGAUAUAGUGCGCAGCGACAUUGCAUUGGACAAACAGAAGGGCUGUAAACUGGCCAGCCAUCCGGACAUUAUGCUGGAACUGCAAAGGGAAAAGGCUGCCACCACACAGCUCGUCCUGCUGAAGGAACAACUGUCCAACAUCUACAGCAACAUUACAAUAACAGCCAGGUCUUUAGACAAACUGUACAACUUUGCCGACUGUGCUGGUCUGCACCUGAUCCUGGGGCUUAAUGCGCUGCACAGAAACCCAGACAACUCCUGGAACACGUCCUCCACCCUGAGCCUCCUGAAGUACAGCGCUGGCAAGAAGUACAACAUCUCCUGGGAGCUGGGCAACGAGCCGAAUGCCUACCGCAGCAUGGUGGGUCGUGCGGUCAACAGCACCCAGUUGGCUCAGGACUAUACCAAACUGCGGACCUUGCUGCAGUCUGUACGCUAUUACCACCGAGCCCAUCUCUAUGGCCCCAAUGCAGGGCGACCCCGGAAGAACGCCAUCCUGCUGCUGGAUGGGUUCAUGAGGAACGCUGGCUCCGUUGUAGAUGCAGUUACGUGGCAACAUUAUUACAUGGAUGGCAGAGUGAACAAAGUGGAGGAUUUCCUAAAAACUCGUCUGUUGGACACACUGACAGAGCAGAUCACGAAAGUAACCAAGGUUGUGAACACACAUACUCCUGGUAAGAAGGUGUGGCUUGGUGGACUGGGGCCGGCGUGGGCAGGAGGCAUCAGUAAUCUUUCUGACACAUAUGCUGCUGGCUUUCUGUGGGUGAACACGCUGGGUAUGGCUGCAAUGCAGGGGAUAGAUGUUGUGUUGCGUCACUCGUUCUUCGACUACGGAUACACGCACCUUGUGGACCAGCACUUUCACCCUUUACCUGAUUACUGGUUUUCUCUGGUCUUCAAGCGUCUGGUGGGUCCGAGGGUUUUAGCGGUGCGGGUUGCUGGACUACAGAGGAAGCCUCAACCAGGACGAGUCAUACGAGACAAGCUACGCAUCUACGCCCACUGCACCAGUUACUACAAUCAUAACUACGUGAGGGGGUCCAUAACAAUCUACAUCAUCAACCUGCAUCGGUCGCGAAAGAAAAUCAAGUUGGCGGGGACAUUACGGAACAAAACUGUCCACCAGUACCUGCUGCAACCAUAUGGGACUGACGGACUCAGAGCCAAACAUGUCCAGCUGAACGGGGAGAAGCUGCUCAUGUCGGACAAUGAGACCUUCCCCGAGUUGAAGCCUAAGACACUGAGGGCUGGUCGGACAAUAGCCAUGCCUCCCAUGACCAUAGGCUUUUAUGUAAUCAAAAACAUUAACGCAUACGUCUGUCGAAGAUAACACAGAACCUUCACCCGAGUGUGACUCUUCAUUUUUUAUUUCAUCUGUCUGGGAAACAAAAAAAACAAAACAGAGCGAGGUGAGAAUUAGGAAUCAGGAUUUUAAUGUUUUGCUCAAGGACACUUAAAAUGGUAAAAUGGACACAUGGCUUGAAUUAAUCAGUACAAUCCUCUGGUUUAACAACAGUCUCUUCAAUCAUUACUCUAGAGUGGUUUAAUUACCACUCUACCAAAUUAAAAUAAACCCAGCCCUUCCUUUGUUCUCUUCUCUGAUCCAGCAAAGAAAGACUUGCCCAAGACACAUAAAACGGGCUGCACUGAACACUUUUCAGAUCUUUUCACCAGCAAUUCCUCAUAUGCUACAAGACUUGUAUGGACAGUGGUUGUUUUGUGCCUCUGUAUAAAGUUUUUUGUUUUGUAGUCACAGAAAUGCAAUAUCAAAAAGUCUAUAUUCUUUGACUUGAUUAAGCUAUAUAUUUCUCUUGGACUGUCAAAGCUAGGGUCUGUUAUCUCUGUGUUUGCCAAGUAAGUUUUGUUUUUUCUCUUUCUUUCUAAUCUUUCAUUGAUGGACAGAUAAAAAAAAGUAUGAGAGAAAACUCUGAACAGGCAGCGUUUCUGUGGUAUACACAAGUCAGCUUCAGUUUGACUUGAUCCUUUCCACAAAGAGAAAAUGCAGAGGUGUGUGCAAGGUCAGGCCUGGACUAACCGAGUGGUGAGAGUGUGUGUGUGUGUGUGUGUGUGUGUGUGUGUGUGUGUGUGUGUGUGUGUGGGCGCGUGUGCGCAUUUCAUUGAUAAAGCUACUGAUGUGUCUGUUCAGCCUGUUUGACGUGCCGCUGAAAGUAUACGUUUCUUCCCUCGCCAUAUCAAGUGGCUUGAAGGAGAAAUCUGUUUCUUUUAAAGGCUGUUUUUGUAUGUUUUGUGUGUCAUUGCUUUUCUGCUGCGGGUUUCAAUGUAACUGCAGUGUACGCUGUUGUGCAGCGAUGCAUAGCUGAAGAACAAUGUGAACCCAUCCAUAACAUCUGUCCUCACAUAGCCUGCAUCCACACAAAAUCUGGGUUUUGCUUUAGAUUUAAAAAUUCUAAAAUCCCAGUUUUUCAGGUGUAUUUUAACCUAUCUCACUAUCUCUUCAGUGUGAUCUCACAUUUUAUAAUCCUCUUAUGCUGCUAGUUUUUUUUAAAGAUAUACGUUAUAUAUUUUACAUAAUUUUGUACAGAUUUACUGUCAUAUAUUAUUAGAUAAUGUAUUGUACAUAAAAAAGAAUAAUGAAAGUAAGUGGUUUAAGCUCAAUAUGUUUACUUACAUACAGUAUACACCUAAUUUAUAUAAAAAUACUUUGCUUUGUCUUUACAUUUCUUUUACAAAUGUCUCAGUUAUGUUAGUGGUACCAAUGCCCCAAUUCUGAAGCAAAAUUUUAAGCAUAUUCAUUGAAUAACGGGGUGACUGAGUGACUGUGUUAAAAUGAAACUGUCAUAGGAACAAAUAAGAAAAGGGAAUUGCCUUAAAAUGGUCCACACCUGCAUUUAUUUCAGUUUUAUUUCAUUAUAUCUUUACCAUUUUAUUCAAUGAUCAGCAGGUUCAGUGCCUGAGCAUGUUGAAUAUAAAGGAAUAUUUGUCCUCUGAAUGUGUUUAUAGUUAAUGUAGAGAUGUUCAUAUUUCUUUUGGAGAGCAUUAUUUUAAUAUGUAAAGUGUGCCUAUGUAUUAUUUUUUGUUAAGAAAAAGUUUACAUUGAUAAUAAACACCUACAAAUACCUGAGAAGUCGUAUAUAAUCAAUAAAAAUCAGUCUGCACUAAAGAAAGCAAUGCUUUCCUUCUCAGAUUUUAGUUUUGUCACUGCUAAGACGACAUUAAACUUUGCCUAUAAACUCAUUAUGCUGCAUGCAAGAUGCAAUUUGGAAGUAAGUUCUACUUGUGUAUAAAUACCUAAGGUCUGUCAUGUGAAUUACACUAAGCAGUGCAACCAGACUCUACAGUAUUUCUUGGGGAUAUGACAGGGAUCUCUAGAACCACAUGGUCACAAGGAGAAGAAAAAGAAACAAAGAGAUGAGAAGAUGUGAUUUAUAAAGCAGAAAUACCCUCACACAGAAAGAACCUAUAAAUAAAAACUGUCAAAUUCUAGCAACAUCCUUAAAGAAAGGUACUGGGGUAUUAAGGCUACCAUUGUUGGUGCUCUCACUCACUCACUCUUACAGGCACAUACACAAACUGUUACACUUUGUGGCCCCAGAUGUGGAAGCAGCUGGAGCAAGUCUUUGUAGUGGGAAGAGUGCUGUCUUGUCACUGCAUGAAGCAGCUGCUGAUGGGAAACAUGAAGCCAGGAUGGGUUAAACCUCCAGACCUCAGCUUUGGCCCAGACAGACUAAACCUGGGCCAGACCUGGCUCAGUGUCCACUGAUGCAUAGACUGCUGGGAUCUGCUUGGUGGGAUCAUGUAAAAAGGGAGAUGAAGGACUAUGGUUAGAUCCUGUGUGCCCUUUGAUGAAAUGCUCGCCAUUCAGGUUCCCCCACUUUCAAGCACGGUGCGUCGAAUCUGCACCAUACUUAUUUCUAUAGAAAGCAAGACAGGCUUGAGCUGUGCUGAAGUUCCAUGACAGUGAGUCAUUAACACUGGCGGCCCUUCAAGAGCUGUGAUCCAAAGCAUGUACCUUUAAUUAUAUUUUUGUUUUAAGUUCCAUUCAUGGGAAAUGGGCUUUUGCUUUUAUGUAAGUAGCAGAAAUGUUUGGUCUCAGAAAUGAACAUGUGGUUCAUUUUAAACAGGCCAACAUUGUUGACAUGUAAGAAUCAAACCAGACUCAUUAACACCUGGUCCACUGAAUCAGUGGUAUUAUGAGGAGAAAAAUAUUAUUCACUAUGAAGGCCACGCACACUGUAUGUGCACAUUUAGAUGAAUAUGCAGACAUGAAGCAUAGAGAAACGUGGAAAAACAGAGAUUGAGAGAGGACAGAUGUGCUUAGGUUCAGAAGGAUAAGGAACUUGAAUUGGUGCUGCACUUACUCAGGAAAAUUGCUUAAAAUCGGUCAUCACUGUGAAUUUAAAAUGCCCUCAGAUCAGAUACAUGUUUGAUACAGACAAUAGAGAAUUGGCUUGUACACCAAGGCAAAACAAAAUCUAAAUAAUGUCUGGUUUUAAUCUGUAUCUCACUGAAAUCAAAAGUAUGUUUAUUGAGUAAAUUAAGUACCUCUGACCUGACCGAAGCAAUAUCCAGAGAUGAGGCCUCGGUGAACUUCCUGACAUUCAGACCAGGAUCUUAUCAACCAGAUCCAUGGAAAUGGUUUUGUUUGGCGAACUUUGGUUCAUAUAAACCUGUGCUUUGUGAUAACAACGGCUGAGCGUCACUUCCUCAGACAAAAUCUAAUUGUGUUGUGAUUGAGGAGGACUGCGCCGUGUCUGGCCACUUCUGCGUGACAGUGCCUCCUUAGUGGAGGUAACUGUUACCCAGGCCUGCCCAACACUGUUUAUACUCAGUGAUCCAUUUUGAGACAUGCAAGGCCCCUUUGCCCUGUUAGCAAACACUGAGGAUUUCAUGAUGUUUACUCUGUAUAUACAGGAGUCAGCUUAAAUAAGACUUCCAUGAAUGCCGGAUCCCCGGAAAACUGAUGGACUAGAUUAGACCUUGGCCCACGACUUAGAACUCUUGGCAUUUUGGACCAUUUUGACCCAAGCAAGGUUAAUAAAACAUAAAUAUUUAUGUUACUACAGGGCUCUUUGCUCCGCUCA
Molecule: messenger RNA, 5645 nt
Organism: Lates calcarifer (barramundi perch)
Lineage: Eukaryota; Metazoa; Chordata; Actinopteri; Centropomidae
Gene: hpse2
Product: heparanase 2
Exons: 13
Coding region: 167-1933 (588 amino acids)
Cellular component (GO): membrane; extracellular matrix
Molecular function (GO): hydrolase activity, acting on glycosyl bonds
Source: RefSeq, a predicted model, not a curated record